Pseudo-nitzschia multistriata is the source of this 1322-nucleotide messenger RNA. The record is from the annotation of a GenBank genome assembly. NCBI's taxonomy places the organism in Eukaryota, Bacillariophyta, Bacillariophyceae, Bacillariales, Bacillariaceae.
CGCCGCCCGCAGAAGCCGCUUCCUCCUUUUACUCCUGCCACCACAAGCAGCACCCGCUGCCCGCCGGGUCCGAUCGAAUCGAAUCGUCCCCGGAGAACCACCGCACCACCACACCUUUCCCGCACAGAACGGAACAGCACAGAACGGAACGGAACAGAACAGGAUGUUCGUCCUGACCACCGUGACCGAUCGCAUCCGGGUGCCGGCACACAUGCUGGCGCUCCCGACGCUGACGGCCCUCCACAACGAGAUCGACCUGAAGUACCCCAACCGCGUGCUGAUGAACGUUGGGUUGGUCGUGUGCCGGUACGGUUCCUGCCUGAAAAUCACGAACGGUUCGUGCGUGCCGGGGGACGGGGGCUCGCACCACGAGUGCCUCUUCCGGCUCGUCGUCUUCCGGCCCUUUGUCGACGAGGUCUGCGUGGGGAAGAUCGUCAAGUCGACCCCGGAGGGCAUCCAGGUCAGCCUGGGAAACUUCUACCACGACAUUUUCAUACCGGCCUACUGGAUGCUCCGGCCCAGCCGGUACAGCGAGGAACUCGGGCUGUGGGUAUGGACGCCGGACUACGGCAACGAGGACGAGGACGAGGACGGGGAAAGCGGCGGCGACGACAACGGCGAAGGCGCGAACCCCGGCGCCGACGUCAAAAUGGAGGACGCCGGCCCUGCUUCCGCAACGAACGUAAAGGAAGAAGAAAACGAAUCCCCUCCCGACGAACAAAAGACGGGGGAGGAGGAAAACGAAGAAGAGACCGAAGAAUUCGAGAUGGAACUCGGAGCCGAGAUCCGGUUCAAGGUCAAGUCGAUCCACUUCACCCAGGUGACAAACACCGCAAAGGGUGUCCAGGCAACAACGACCACCACGGCCCACUCGCAGGAAAUACCAAAGGAAUCGGAAGAGGGGAAGUCCCCGGACGCACGGCCGCCGUCCCUCCGGAAGCGGAGCCUGUCGGUCGAGAUCAGCGACAUGUCGAAUCUGCCGGCGAGCAUGAAAAUUGUCGCUUCCAUAUGCGAGGACGGUCUCGGCCUCACGAACUGGUGGACCUCUGGGGAGGACGACGAGGAAGAGGAGGAGGAGGAAGAAAAAGAACAGCAAUAAAGUGUCUUUCUCCAACCACGGCUUCCGUCCCGUAAUCGCGGCUUGGAACUUGGUCGUUCCGGUCGAGGUGGCACCGUGUCCACUUGGUGGAUCUCGCAUGCCCGAAGAAAUGAAUGCACGGGUCCGCCUCGUCGAACCGGUUCCAUCGAGACCUCUGUAGCUUCGUGCGCCAUCUUGCUAACUAGAAAUAGAAUACCAAUAAGAAAAAAUGCAAUGCUUGCAG